AUGGGUUUAUCAGUAUACUUGGCAUCUUUAUCGUUGGCCUCAUCUUUUAAUGGAAAUUUUCAACAAGCAUAUUUACUUUCCAUAUUGAAUCAGCCAUAUUUGGAAGUACAUCAGUUCAUUAAUGAAUCUACAAUAGCCCGAACUGGCAAACCAAUUGAUCCAUUGACUUUAAAUUUUAUCUGGUCUGUGAUCAAUGUUAUGAACCCAAUAUCGGGUAUUGUUGGUCAACUGAUUGCAUAUUUAAUUUGUGAUCGCAUUGGUCGUCGCUGGACAGCUAUCACUUCUUGUCUUAUAGCUAUUCCUGCUAGCAUUGUAAAUAGCCCUGUUUAUUUCGAUGCUUACAAGAAUGUUUUAGCACUAAUUCUUUCGAUGCUUACGAGGAUAUUUUUUCCAUACUACGAGGUUUUAGUACUGGGGCGUUUUCUCUGGGGUACUGCGAAUGGUCUUGCUAUAGUUGUUCAGGCAGUUUGGGUAGUAGAAAGUGCGCCACCUACGCAGCGUGGACGUGUGAACUCUUGGCAAGAAGUAAUUGCUACGGCUGGUAAUUUAUUAACGCAAGCAAUUGGAGUGCCAUUAUCAACACCUCAGCUUUGGCCGUUGAUGUUUUUGCUGCCUCUAGUUAUCACUAUUAUUUGUUUAAUAGUAUUUAUUUUCAUGUAUGAAUCACCUCAGUAUUCUCUAAUGUUUGUUCAUAAUCGACAAGAAGCUGCACUUGCAAUUCGAGCUUAUCAUGGUUUGAAAGAUGAUACUGAUAUUGAUAAGCAAGUAAGAAAAUGUGAAGAAGAUGGUGAAAAAAAAGAAGAAAGAAAAAAGAGCAUAGAUAAUUCAGAACGACCAAAUGGAUUUCAAGUAAUGUUUAUGCCAUGGAAGGCUGGCGAUCCUCUUUCAACUGUGAUACGAUUCGGUGCUUGGGUUGGAAUAAUGGUCAAGAUCGCCUAUGUAUUUACGGGUGCACGAGUCUUACGAUCAUUCAAUACAUUCAUUUAUUACGAUUUAGCCAAAUGGUCACGAAACUUUUCACAGUGGGGUUCACUUGUUAACACUAUUAUUCGCUUGCCUUUAUCAGUGAUACCAAUCUUUAUCAUUGAAAGUGUUGGGAGAAGACCGAUGAUAAUUUUAUCAGAGUUUAUGAGCAUACUUUUCCUAUCAGUGACAAUGGUUUCCACUUGUAUUGGUGAAGGAGCUCAACUAGGAACACUUCUCAGUGUAUCGAUGUUACUCUUUACAACAUCACUUGGUAUUGGUUCAAUAUCAAGAUUCUAUUCUGCUGAAUUGGUACCAAAAAGUAUGCUACUUCAAACUGUUACCAUCCUAUCACUCAUUGAAUCAUCCACAAAAAUUAUUUUAGAUUUUGGAUUUUAUCCACUUGCAACUACUUUUGGUGGUUAUUCGUUCCUUAUUUUCAUUCUUCCAUCUAUUCUCUUAUUUCUUCUGAUGUUUCGUUAUUGUCCAGAAACUAAGCAACGACCAGUAAAUGUAAUUCUUAACGAAAUGGCACAAAAACUUAAAGUUGAUGUUCAAUUCAAAGUUUAG
Molecule: messenger RNA, 1533 nt
Organism: Thelazia callipaeda (thelaziosis nematode)
Lineage: Eukaryota; Metazoa; Nematoda; Chromadorea; Rhabditida; Thelaziidae
Source: the annotation of a GenBank genome assembly